Molecule: messenger RNA, 1813 nt
Organism: Nasonia vitripennis (jewel wasp)
Lineage: Eukaryota; Metazoa; Arthropoda; Insecta; Hymenoptera; Pteromalidae
Exons: 9
Coding region: 759-1295 (178 amino acids)
Source: RefSeq, a predicted model, not a curated record
GGGAGAUCAUAGCUAAAAUUCCAAGAACUAGAAUUCGCUUUUACAGUACGACUUUACAGUUUUCUUUAUCAAAAAACUACAUCAAGCGAUUGGACUUUUUCGUUUUUUUCAAUUAUGAAAAAAGAUUGUCUGAUGCAGUUCAUUCAUACGUGUAAUAGAUUAAAACAGUAUUUUGUGUUAGAUGCAACUGAUACUCGAAGUGCGCUGGAACCGACAUAGAAACUUCGUCGAUUAAUUUUUAUUGUUAAUUUAAGUUCUUUCAUCAGAGUUAAGUUACAGUUGCAAGUUCUAUUACUAUUACACAGUAACAAAAGUACACCGAAAUAACAUUGGAUAGAAAGAAGUACAAAUUUAUGAACGUAUUAUUAUUGAGUCAAAAGAAAGUAAAGUUAUACCUAUAGAGAAUUAAAAAAAUUAUGGAACGAAAUACAAUGAAGACAAUAUUGUAUUAAAUACGAAACAGUAUUAUGUUAUGAUCAAUGGAAAGAAAGUAAAAUGCAUUAUUCAUGCACUUGGAGCAUCUGAAAAGGAACUUAAGAGCACGGGGAGAGUACGCCUUCCAUCAUUAAAAUUGAUCAAAAUGAAGGAAAACGUUACCUUAGCAAAGCAUGUACGAUUGAUAGAUAACUGAUAUCAAUCAAAAACGACAAGCAUUAACUCACAAAAGUUUCAAUGAGAUUUAUCCUGAAGAUCAAUCUCCAAAUUCAAAGGAUCAGAACAAAGAAUUGGCGACCAAAACACAUUCCUCACAACCUCUAAUGGAAAAUCCAAUGGAAAAUUUGGCGAUUAAUGAAAAUCCAUUUGAGCAUCUUAGGAAUACGCCAGGAACGCAGGAUAGUAAGACAUUGACUGAUGUGUUUAACCAACAAGCAAAAAUAUUGGAAAACCAAGACGCUAUGAAAGCUCAGUUGUCAGAGAUUGUACGAACGGAAAAAGGAUUGUUGACAUUUUGUCAAGAUCUAUGUGAAAAUAAAGUCAACUUAUCAAACAUGGAAGCACUUGGUCUGCGACAAGGUGUCGGUACUUUCAGGAUCAACGAAAGCAAUCAAGAAGAGAAUCAUUUGGGAAGAGGUGUUUGGCUUCUAAAAGAAAAAUAUGAUACAGCUGAAAGAAAUGCUGUUGGCACAUUUGCUAAGUUCAUUAGAAAUUUGGCUGUCGCAGUAUUUGGGAAAGAAACCUUAGCUCAAAGUUCCGUAUCACAAAGUCUCGAAAGGAGACAUCUGAGAGUAAUUCGAGUGAUACUGAAUCGGGACAAGAUCGGCCUAUCAGCCCGGAUGCUAACAAAUCAAAAUUAAAUAGUAGUGUACCUCAAGAAGCUAAGAAAAAUACAAAAUCUAAGAAGGAUGAAAAAAAAUGUCAAACUUUGAAGAAGCCAGAAAAUACGUCUGAUGCUGAUUCUGAAAGUUUAAUCUCCCGGAAGAAUUUAAAACGGCUGAAUUCAAAAAGGAUUUUGUCUGCUUACUCCGAAGAAAGCGAAUCUGACAGUAUUAUUUUUCCUAAAAAAAGGACAAAGGUGUUCCACAGGGAUGAGUAUAAAAAGAUACUUAAUAAGAUAGCUGCAGAUAGCAGUAAUAAAGAAAAAGAGCCGGCUGCGAAAGAGUCCUGUUCUGAUGAGAAGAGCAGUGAAUGUUCUGAAAUAGAUCCUACAGUACUAGAAGAGAUGUUUGAUAAUGUUGAACUAACAAGAACAAACAAUUCAUUGUUUCUGACAACUACAUCGUCACGAGAUCCCCUAGAAUAAUUAGUAGUCAUGUACUUUAAAUGAUGUAUUCUUCUAAUAAUUAUUAUACCGAAGUAUUUACAACUUGAAAAA